AUGGCAGCCGGGAAUGAGAUGCAGCUUGAAAAGUUAAUUGAUGAAGCUACAAGAAAAAAAGAUUUCCAAUUAUUAGAACAAUUUCUGGCAACAGAGGACUGUGAAAAUGUCUCUCACAAAUGCAGCAAACAGUUUGUCAACAAAUUAGACAAGCUUCUGUGUCGGGAACUUGACAAACAAGAAGUCAAAAGCAUUUCCACUUUACUAAAUUCUAUUCAGAAAUGUGGGAGAAAAAUCAGCAUAGCAGGAGAAGAUGGGCUUCCAGCAAUGAUAAAAUAUGGUCUUAUUGGAAGGAUGGUUAAUUGGUUUGAAAAGGUAAAAGGAAUUCUGAUCCUCAGAGGAAAUGGAAAGAAUGAAAUGCUUACAAGUCUGGCUGAAGAUUUCUUCAACACAUUGCUGGCUAUAUGUGAUAGCAGACCUGAAGGUAAAAUGGAAAUACUAGAAAACUUUGUUCUGAGAAUGUGUACCCUCAUCACUGAUGCAAGAAUUAGUAUUUAUGUUCAGCAGGAGGUGGUAAGAAAACUUAAUUUAAUGCUUGACAACAUGCCUCGAGAUGCCAGGAAAAAGAUAUUUUCGACAAAGGAAAUGUUUCUUGUCAUGAGUGACAUGGGGAGGAGAAUUUUGGAUGCUGGAGACUAUGACCUGCAAGUAGCCAUUACGGAAGCUUUAUGCAGAAUGAUAUCAGAGAAACAAAGAGGAGAACUGGCACGCCAAUGGUUUUCCAUGGAGUUUGUGUCCAGUGCAUUUAAAGCAAUUAAAGAUUCUGAGUUUGAAACAGAUUGCAGAAAAUUUCUUAACCAAGUGAAUGGCAUGCUUGGAGACAAAAGAAGGGUUUUUACAUAUCCAUGUUUAUCAGCAGCUCUUGAUAAAUAUGAGCUACAGAUACCAUUGGAUGAAAAUCUUGAAGAAUUUUGGAUUGAUUUCAAUGUUGGUAGCAGAAGGAUAUCUUUCUAUGUGGCAGCAGAUGAUGCAGAUCAUCAGUGGGAAACAGUCACGAUACCAGAAGAAGAAGUAGACCUGUACAGCCUUGAAGAAAAAGAUUCAAAGAAAUUAUUAACAAUAGCUCUAAAAAGCCCAAUGAAUGUGGGUAAUCGAAAAGGAGAGAAAAUUUUUUUAUGUUUUGAUUCUAUCUUGGAAAUCAAAGAUAUAACCAGAAGGAUUUAUGGAUUUAGUAAAUGUAAGGUUCUGGUACCAGAAAGUCAGUUGUCACCAUGUUGGGAAGAAAAAUCUAAAGAGGAGAAACUCAGUAAGUACAAAACCCAGCAACUUCCUGGAACUUUGAGGACUCUCAAUAAAAAUAACAGUCAAGAAGAAUGCAGAGGUGGUUCCUCCAAGAUAACCGCAUCUUGUAAAAGGAAAGUGUCUGAAGCAUCCGUGUUUAUUCCUGGAACUACAAGAUUUUCCACAAGGAGUCCACUGGUAUAUGUUAGCACACCCACUCCUUGUAAAGGACGAUUUAAAUUACCUUUGGAAAUGAUGAGCUCUGCUGAAAGGUCUAACAGUAAUGCAAUAAAUGAGACCAGAACAAAGAAUUUCUAUCAAGAACCUACUAGAAAUGAGCAAAGAUGUACACUAGACAAUGAAUUCUGUGAAACAGAACAGAAGAUCAGGAAGUCAAAUACCAGAAAUGAGGCAAAACUACCUAAAAAGCAAAUGUGUGGUGAAGAAGUUUCAGAAAUGAUACAAGAGGCAGAAAUUGAGGCCACACAAAAGCAAACUUUAGAUGAAGUGUUGGAUAUUGUUCCUGACUCUCAACCAGUAGGGAAAACCAAUGAACCUUUGCUGUCUGGUCUUUUGGAGAGUUCUUUUGAUAAAACCAAAACAUGGAAAAAAAGAGCAUGCUCUGUUCCUGAGAAAAAUAUAACAACUGGUGACAAGCAAAAGCUAAAUUCAUCAUUGGCACGUAUGUCCCAUCCAGAUGUUAGUGAAAGAACUGUGAAACAAAAAGCUUUUUAUUCCAUUUUUUGAAGUAUCUUUCUUGUUAAACAAAUUAAAAAAGAGAAGAAACAAGAAAAUUAAAUUGAUAUCAUGAGGGAAGAAAACUGCAAAAUACUUAGUGGACAGUCAGAGUGUUAAUUUUGGAACAGAAACUGUUCAGGGAAAAAUAUUUAAACUACUACUGAAACACCAUUUAAAACAUUUCUUUCAGCUAGAGUGUCCGAAACAUCUUUGCGUUCUGAUUUUACAAAAGGGGAACCUGAUGUUCUCUUUUCUAAAGAGACUGCAAAUCCAAAACAAUCAAAGACGAAAACAAAGUCUAAAGAAAUGACAGAUGCAACAAAAUCACUAAUUAGUAAAAUCAGUGACAGAUACAAAGUAAAGACUGAGAAAAGCAAAGCAAGAGACUCCUUGGGUUUGAACAGGGAUGAUGUCUACAACUUUAACAUCAGUGGGUUUGAUGAGCCUACAAUAAAGCUUGGAACUAGAAACAGUCAAAGCAAGAAGCAUCUCUUUAGUGACACAGACACAGAAUACAGAUGUGAUGACAGCAAGACAGACAUUAGUUGGCUACAAGAAUCAAACAGAAAAUCUAAAGCCCAGUUAAUUGAUUACAGUAGAAAUAAAAUCUUAGGGAAACCAAUAAGCACAGACAAAAAUAAAUUCUCUGAACCUGCUUGCAACGUGGAUAAACCUAAAGGCAAAAAUGCGAAUAAGAAAAAGAUAAGCGAAUCUAAAAAACAGAAUUCAAGAACUGAUGAAGUGACAGAACAAACCACCAGACAACGGCGACCUCGAAGAGCAGCAUUAGCAAAAAAUUACAAAGAACCUUCCAGUUCAGAGUCAGAGAGUGAAAGGAAAUCUUCAGAAUGCACCUCUAAGGAGGAGAAAUCAAAAAUACAUAAACAUAUGAAUGGGGAAAACAAGGAUGAUAAUCAGCAGAAGGAUCUCCAGAAUACUGUAUCUGUGGAGCCAAAGACAGUAGCUAACUAUGUACCUAAAGCAUUUAUUAAAUCAAAGAAUUCUGCAGAACAAAAGGAAAUUGAAACACCUUCAUCUGAGAGUCCUGCAUCUCUUGAGACAAUGAGAUGUGCUGAAAGAAUAUCAGAAGGCGAUGUUACUCAAGAGCAUAUUUAUAGUGAAAGAUCACCUGGUCUUCAGGAGUCAACACCAGAGAAAAGGGAAAUGUUAAACUUUGAGACAGGAAUCUCUUCCAAUAAUUUCUGUCCGCAAAAGAAGAAUAUUCAAAGUAUAUGUCUAAAUCAGUCCCCUGAGAUGACUGUUAAAAAGUUGUCAUUUGGAAAUAAAAGUUUCUCGCCAGUUUUAACUGAAGCAUCUUUGGUAAGACUCAGCUUAACGACAUAUAAAACGGUCAGUGGAAAACAUGAAAAGGGAUCUGUAUCUGAAACAUGUGAUAAUAAUGAAGAUUCAAGUUUCAGACAUUGCUUUUCAGACACUCUUUCUGUUAAAGGAAAACUACAAGAUAUCACUAAACCUGUCACCAAAAGUAAAGAGGAGGAUUGUGUACCACCAUCUCCAUUGUCUGCUUCCAGUGGAAGUAAAGUACAGUCUUGGAGUGUACCUUAUGGCGCCAUACAUGAGUCAGGACCGACUAUACAGACAUUUCUCAAACGAAGGUACCACAGUGAUACAGAAAGCAAUUCUGAUGAAGUAGAAACAAGCAAAGAGGAGGAAAAGAAAGGAAACAGAAGAACAAAGUUACAGCCUAGAAAAUUAUUUAAAACAGAUGAUGCUGUUACUUACAGAGUUUCUGAAAGCAUAUCUACUGUAUCUGUAAAUGAUCUGUCUGUUUUGGAUGGGGAAAUCUGGGAACCUGGUUGUUCAACUAUCAGUAUAUGUCAGAAGCUCCAAAAAGAAUUUACUAGAAAAAUUGAGAGCCGCUCGCGGAAAAUGGAUCAUUUUACUAAGCAAUCAUUAAGAGCUGCCCAUGAGCAUUUGACAACAAUGAGUUACCAGCUUCAUGAAUGCAGGAUCAGGCAGCUGGACAAAUUUCAUUUUGCUCUCCUUGAGGAACUUGAGAAUUUUGAAAAAGAUUCUCAGUCCCUGAAAAACAUGGAAAAAGAAUUCUCGACCUUUUGGAAAAAACAUACACAUACUUUUAGUACAUACAUGAAAAAUGAGCAACAGAGAGUUCAGAUUCUUAAAACUUCGUUUGAAAAGAACAUCUACCAUACUGUUGACUAUGAAGAACAUAUUUUUACUUCAGAGAUGCAUCUGAUGAAAGAAGACAUAAAAGGACUCCAAGAGAAACUUCUUAAAGAAAUGCAAGAAGAGGAACUGUGUAAUGUUCGCAGAGGAUUGCAGACAUUGUUUCAAACAGAAGACAGAAUUCUGAA
Messenger RNA from Pelecanus crispus (Dalmatian pelican), 4295 nucleotides. Lineage: Eukaryota; Metazoa; Chordata; Aves; Pelecaniformes; Pelecanidae. The record is from RefSeq and is a predicted model, not a curated record.